Messenger RNA from Penicillium taxi, 1857 nucleotides. RefSeq names its product arylsulfatase. The record is from RefSeq and is a predicted model, not a curated record. Lineage: Eukaryota; Fungi; Ascomycota; Eurotiomycetes; Eurotiales; Aspergillaceae. The transcript has 2 exons. The coding region runs from base 1 to 1857 and encodes 618 amino acids. Gene Ontology annotation, molecular function: arylsulfatase activity.
AUGGCGAAACGUCCCAAUUUCUUAGUUAUCGUCGCCGAUGACUUGGGAUUCUCUGAUGUGGGAUGUUUCGGUGGAGAGAUUCGUACUCCCAACGUCGAUCAGAUUGCUAAAGAGGGAUUGAGAUUCACGGAUUUUCAUGCUGCGGCAGCAUGCUCUCCCACCCGUGCUAUGAUCAUGACUGGUACAGAUCAUCACAUAGCAGGCCUCGGUAAUCUGAUCGAAUGGACAAAUAUCUCUGGUCAAAACGGGCCCAAAGGCUCAGCCAUGAGUACCGCACCACAACGAGGAAUGCCCGGAUAUGAGGGAUAUCUAAAUGAGAGGGUCGUUGCGUUGCCAGAGCUCCUACAGGAUGCAGGAUAUCAUACUGUCAUGUCAGGCAAAUGGCACCUGGGCCUAACUCCAGAGCGAUCACCAAAGAAGCGAGGGUUUACCAGAUCCUUUGCCCAUCUCCCUGCAUGUUCGAACCAUUAUGCCUUUGAACCGGAGCUUCGCGACGAGGAUCUGAUCCCCACAUUCAUUGAAGCGAGCUACAUCGGUCUGCACAUGGAAGAUGGAGAGUAUGUGCGUUAUCUUCCAGAGGGCUGGUACUCUUCCAACGGAUAUGGUGAUAAAAUGAUCGAUUACCUGCGCGAGUGGAAGAAAUCCGGCGGCAGUGAAGGUCCAGAUGGAAAGGGAGAUCGCCCUUUCUUUGGCUAUCUACCCUUUACAGCACCACAUUGGCCUUUACAGGCACCACGCGAAUAUAUCGAUCACUAUCGUGGUGUCUACGACGAAGGUCCCGAUAUACUGCGUCAGAAGCGACUGCAGCGUCUGAAGGAUCUAGGAAUGAUCCGUGACGAUGUCGAGCCAUACCCUGUUGACGCGGACGAAGUCAAGCCGUGGGAGGAAUACACGCCGGAGGAGAAGAAGAAGUCUGCGACAGCAAUGGAAGUCUUCGCAGGCAUGGUCGAGUGUAUCGACUUCAACGUCGGUAAGGUAGUCGAUUACCUAAAGUCCAUUGACGAGCUUGAUAACACAUUUGUCUGUUUCAUGUCUGACAAUGGUGCUGAGGGUGCGGCAUAUGAAGCCUACCCCAUGGUCAAAAACGGCGUGAUGCCACACUUGCAGAAGUAUUACGACAACAGCCUGGAAAAUCUGGGUGCUGGCAACUCAUUCAUCUGGUAUGGCCCGCGCUGGGCGCAGGCCUCCACUGCCCCUUCGCGCCUGUACAAGGCCUACACAACCGAAGGAGGUGUGCGCGUGCCCUUCACCUGCCGUUUCCCGAAAAACAUAAACUUGAAGCCGGGCGAUGCCACAACGCCCAAAGGAGGAAUUACCGAUCAAUUCGCAACAGUCAUGGACCUGGCUCCAUCUAUCUUGGAAAUGGCAGGGGUAAAGCACCCGGCCCCAACAUAUCAGGGUCGUGAGGUGGUCUCCAUGCGUGGCCGCAGCUUCUACCGCUGGGCCGUAGGAGAGGCUGAGCGUAUCCACCCGCGUGAUUUCAUCCAAGGCUGGGAAACCUGCGGUCGGGCCGCACUGCGCUGUGCAGACUGGAAGAUUGUGUUUAUUCCGAAGCCCAAGGGCCCUGAACUCUGGCAGCUAUACAACCUCGAGAAAGAUCCGGGCGAGGUGCAUGAUCUCUCGAAGCAGGAGCCCGAGAAGCUGAAGAUGUUGCUUAAGCUUUGGGACCAGUACGUUAUUGAGACAGGUGUCGUUCCUCUAUGUCCCGAUCUGGGGCAGUUCUUGGAGGCUACAGAAGCACAGAUGCCAGAGAAUGCUUGGAUGGAAUUCGACUACUGGAAAGAAGGCGCCCGUGAUACACCUGAGAAGUUCACGCGCCAGCCACCUCGGUUUCAGCGUGUGGUGAAACAAUGGUGA